Messenger RNA from Purpureocillium lilacinum, 405 nucleotides. RefSeq lists its product as uncharacterized. The record is from RefSeq and is a predicted model, not a curated record. NCBI's taxonomy places the organism in Eukaryota, Fungi, Ascomycota, Sordariomycetes, Hypocreales, Ophiocordycipitaceae.
AUGUCUUCCCGCACCACCAGCCGCGAGGCAUCAACCGCGUCCUGGAGUAGCUCCUCUUCCCAGCAGCAGCAGCAGCCGGCCCAGCCCGAAAAGGACACCGAGCAGGGCCAGGAUGAGCGCCCAGCUGGAACUGCGGCGGCAGACAAGGCGCUCCCGGCUCCGGGAGAAGGCAGCGACGUGACCACCCUGGACGUCAGCGGCGAGGGCACGACCGUCAAGCUCGGGGCGCUCGGACCCCUCGUGGUCAACCAGGACGGCACCAUGUCCCGGAUAUCGAAUUGGGCAGAGAUGACCGACAUUGAGAGGCAAAACACGCUCAGGAUCCUGGGGAAGCGCAACAAGCUUCGGCUGGCUACUCUUCGCGAAUCGCAAAACGGCGGCGACGGCUCAUCUAGCAACAAUUGA